Messenger RNA from Gossypium arboreum, 853 nucleotides. Its product is annotated as 14 kDa proline-rich protein DC2.15-like. The coding region runs from base 115 to 525 and encodes 136 amino acids. The record is from RefSeq and is a predicted model, not a curated record. The transcript has a single exon. NCBI's taxonomy places the organism in Eukaryota, Viridiplantae, Streptophyta, Magnoliopsida, Malvales, Malvaceae.
GUAGCCUUCUUUUAAACAUUAUAAAACCCCCAUCCCAUUCGCUCCAAGUUCCCAUCCUCAAAACACACUCUAAGCAAAGAAAGCAAGCCACUAGGGUUUUAAGAGAAGAUCAAAAUGGCUUCAAAAAAAUUAGAUUCCAUGGCCUUCUUUUUGGCACUCAACAUUCUCUUCUUUUCCCUAGUCAGUGCUUGUGGCUCUUGCUCUUCACCCACCCCUAAACCAAGGCCAAACCCAAACCCCAACACCCCCACCCCUACUCCAUCCGCACGAGGCAGGUGCCCUAGAGAUGCCCUCAAAUUAGGUGUAUGUGCCAAUGUGCUUAACUUAGUCAAUGUCACCGUUGGUUCACCUCCAGUGAUGCCAUGCUGUUCCCUUCUCAAUGGCCUUGUCGACCUCGAAGCUGCUGCUUGCCUUUGUACUGCUAUCAGAGCUAACAUCUUAGGCAUCAACCUUAACAUCCCAGUUUCUCUUAGCUUGCUCCUCAACGUUUGUUCAAGGAAUGUUCCAACUGGCUUCCAAUGCUAAUUAAGUCAUCACUUUUCCCUCCAUUCUUUCUCAACUUCCUUGUGGUGUUUUGUGUUUGGUUUUUUAUAAAGUUAUGAUGUCAUAACUUCAUUGUUUUAAUUUGUAUCAUUGUUGCUUUAAUUUCGUUGGGAGAAUUGAUACAGAAUAAUAUUUUUCUUAAAGUGUUUUUCUUUGAGUGUUUAUUCUAUCUCUAAAGGACAUGAAAAAGCUUGUAUUAUUCAAUCCUUUCUUCUUGAUUUCUUGUCAAAUUAUUUUAUAUGAUGUCUACAGCUAGUUAUGGCAAUGAAUUUUAUAUGUAACUAUAAAUAAGUAAAGUUGGAAAGAAUUA